GGGCGCACCGACACCCACCUACCUCGGCCCGGCUGGGACUGGCGGCGCCUCGCUGAAGAGCGCCCCCGCCCCGCGCGGGGCCUGGUCCGUCUGCGAAGCGGCCCCUUCCGCUGGGCCUGCUGCGAGCGCGGGAAGCAGGAAACCAUUUGACUUGUCUGCAUUGGACUCCUAACAAAAAGACAUGGCUGUCACACUACACACUGAUGUGGGAGAUAUUAAAAUAGAGAUAUUCUGUGAGCGAACACCUAAGGCCUGUGAAAACUUCCUGGCUCUUUGUGCUAGUAACUACUACAAUGGCUGCAUAUUUCACCGGAAUAUCAAAGGAUUCAUGGUGCAGACAGGGGAUCCAACAGGCUCUGGGAAAGGAGGUAACAGCAUUUGGGGCAGGAAAUUUGAAGAUGAAUAUAGUGAACACCUAAAGCACAGUGUCCGCGGUGUCGUUUCCAUGGCAAACAAUGGCCCAAACACCAAUGGAUCUCAGUUCUUCAUUACAUAUGGCAAACAGCCACACCUUGAUAUGAAGUAUACUGUCUUUGGGAAGGUAAUUGAUGGUCUGGAGACCCUAGAUGAGCUGGAGAAGCUCCCAGUGAAUGAGAAAACCUACCGACCUCUUAAUGAUGUUCACAUUAAGGAUGUCACAAUUCAUGCCAACCCUUUGGCUUCAUAGACAUAAAGUGCCUGGACAGAUUCCUGAGAAGCUGGUCAGACUGACUUCUAAUCAUAGUGUUGAUGUGACACUAAAAAGGUGUUAGUUAAUUUGGAUCAGACCUUUACUGCUUGAAUGCAGGACUUUCAGGAGCUGACAGCAUCAGGCAGGGUCCACUGGUGAGCCUCAAAUGGGGUUUUCUAGUUCCAGCUAUUCCAGACAGUCUGCCAAGGCUCUGAUUUAUGAACUUUUAGUUUAUUUUUUGUACAUGUAAGAUAAAGGGGAAAGAAUCUUUUUAAAAAUAUCUUUUUUUUCAAUCCUUUGGUUUUUGUCUUAAUAUAACAUCAGUUAAAAUUAGACCUGUCAAUUAAUUGCGUGAGUUAACUGUGAUUAACUCUAAUUAAUUGUUAUUAAUUGAUGUUUUAAUCGCACUGUUAAAUACUAGAAUACGUGUUGAAAUGUAUUUAAUAUUUUGGAUGUUUUUAUACAUUUUCAUGUAUAUUGAUAUCAAUUACAGUGCAGAAUACGAAGUGUAUAUUUUUUUUAUCACAAAUAUUUGCACUGUAAAAAUGAUAAACAAAAAUAUAGUAUUUUUCAAUUCAAUUCAUACAAGUUCUAUAGUGCAAUCUCUUUGUCAUGAAAGUGCAACCUGCAAAUAGAGAUUUUUUUGUUUGUUUGUUACAUAACUGUACUCAAAAUCAAAACAUUGUAAAACUUUAGAGCCUACAAGUCCACUCAGUCCUACUUCUUGUUCAGCCAAUCACUAAGACAAACAAGUUUGUUUACAUUUACAGGAGAUAAUGGUGCCCUCUCUUAUUUACAAUAUCACCAGACAGUGAGGACAGGCAUUUGCAUGACACUUUUGUAGCUGGCAUUGCAAGGUAUUUACAUGUCAGAUAUGCUAAACAUUCAUAUUUUCUCAUUUUCAGGUGACAUUGUAAACAAGAAGCGGGCAGCAUUAUCUCCUGCAAAUGUAAACACAUUUGUUUGUUUGAGCGAUUGGCUGAACCAAGAAGUAGGAGUCAGUGGACUGCAGACUAAAAUUUUACAUUGUCUUAUUUUUGAAUGCAGGGUUUUUUGUACAUAAUUGUAAGUUCAACUUUCAUGAUAAAGAGAUUGUACUGCAGUUCUUGUAUUAGGUGAAUUGAAAAAUACAAUUUCUUUUGUUUUUUUUUUACAGUGCAAAUACUUGUAAUAAAAAUACAAAGUGAGCACUGUACACUUCGUAUUCUGUGUUGUAAAUGAAUUCAAUAUGUUUAAAAAUAUGUUUUAGAAAACAUACAAAAAUAUUUAAAUAAAUGGUAUUCUGUUAUUGUUUAACAGCUCGAUUAAUCGCAAUUAAUUUGUUUAAUGGCUUGACAGCCCUAGUUAAAAUCUUUCACCAAAAAGUCAUCGUAUUGCUAUUCUUCUGAAGCUUUCUCAUUCAGUCCUAACCUACUGUAACAAUUCUUGGAAAAACAGGUACAUUAUGUACCUUUCUUCUAGGUGGAAGCACUCUCCUAGAGCUUUUUUUGCUUGUGGGUUAAAGGUUCUGCGCAGAGAAGCCCCUGCCUUUCAUUUCUCCUGCUGUGUUGAAGUCUGCUAACUUCUCCAAUCUACCCAAUAGCAAGAUCAUAAAUAACUGCUCCUCCCUCCACUAUUGCCGCUGAAAAUUGAAAUAAUUACUUCAUUUGUUAGAUGAAUACAUGCAAGUAACAUUUGUUCAAUAGAAAAGGUGUAAGUAUUUAGCUGACAAUUCACAGCCAGUCCAAAAAUCAGACUUCAGUCUUGUAAUAGAAUACAGUGUGACCUGUAAUGCAUCACCUGGGCUUAUCCUUUGCUAGUAUAUAAUAAAUAUAUGCCACCCAUUGCAA
Messenger RNA from Chelonia mydas (Green sea turtle), 2499 nucleotides. It is a transcript of the gene PPIL3, whose product is annotated as peptidylprolyl isomerase like 3. Gene Ontology annotation, molecular function: peptidyl-prolyl cis-trans isomerase activity. The transcript is spliced from 7 exons. The record is from RefSeq and is a predicted model, not a curated record. Lineage: Eukaryota; Metazoa; Chordata; Testudines; Cheloniidae. Gene Ontology annotation, biological process: protein folding; protein peptidyl-prolyl isomerization. Bases 182 to 667 code for a protein of 161 amino acids. Gene Ontology annotation, cellular component: catalytic step 2 spliceosome.